UUAGUAUACGUGUUUACAAAAUCUAUAUACAUUUUUACAAGUAAAGUAGUACAUUUUUUAAUUUUAAAAUUAAAUUAUUUUUGUAUAUAAUAUUUAGUGAGGUAUUUUAAGUGUUUUUAAAAAACUCUUCGGUCGUAUACAAAUUACAUGAAAUUUAUCAGAUAUUUUUAAUUGAAAAAUGAAAUCGAUAUUUUGUGUAUUGUGGUUUUUUGUGUGGGCGAAUUCACCAGCCAACAGUAUAAAAAACAUUCUUAUUGGUUUAGGAGAACCAAAUGAGCCAAAAUUAUUAAAAACAGUGGAUGCUGAAGACGAAUGGUUUAUACAGAAGUUAGACCAUUUUAACCAUACUGACAAAAGAACAUGGAAACAGAGGUAUCAAGUGAAUUCGGACUAUUAUGAAAAUGAUGGACCAGUGUUUUUAAUGAUUGGAGGAGAGGGACAAAUUUCAGCUAAGUGGAUGCGCAGUGGAUCCUGGAUUGACUAUGCUAAAGAAUUUAAUGCUUUUUGUUUCCAAUUGGAACAUCGGUAUUAUGGCGAAAGUCACCCCACCGAAGAUUUAAGUACUAGCAAUUUAGUGUACUUGAACACUGAACAAGCAUUAGCUGAUUUGGCAGAAUUUAUUGUUAAUAUCAAAACUAAAUACAAUAUACCGUCUACAGCUAAAUGGGUAGCAUUUGGAGGAUCUUACCCUGGAUCUUUAGCGGCAUGGUUAAGAAUGAAAUACCCACAUCUCAUACACAUGGCAGUUUCUUCUAGUGGGCCUUUGUUGGCAAAAAUUGAUUUUAAAGAAUAUUUUAUGGUAGUCAAAGAUGCAUUAGCAUCAUAUAAACCAGAAUGUGUGUCACAAAUAAAAGAAGCAAAUCAAAUGAUUAACUAUUUGCUUAAAACCGAUCAUGGAGCAAAAAUAGUUGAACAAAAAUUCAAAUUGUGUGAUCCCUUAGACAGAAAAAACGAUAAAGAUGUAUCAUAUUUGUUUGAAAUUUUAGCUGAUAAUUUUGCAGAAAUUGUACAAUAUAAUAAAGACAACAGACAUUAUUCGAAUCCUGAUCGAUCCUCAGUAACAUUAGAAACUUUGUGUGAUAUAAUGGUUAACAAAUCAAUACCAACUCCAUUAGAUAGAUACGCAGCUGUUAACAAUAAACUACUAUCUUUACAUAAAGCAGAUUGCCAAGAUAAUAUUUAUUCCCAGUUGAUUGAUUUUUAUGUAAAUACAUCCUGGAGUAGCGGUGCAGCAGGAGGCAGUCGACAAUGGACAUAUCAAACUUGUACAGAGUUUGGAUUUUAUCAAACAUCCAGUCAAGAUGAUCAUGUGUUUGGUCAUAACUUUCCAGUAGACUUUUUCAUUAAUUUGUGCAUGGACAUUUUUGGAAAAUCAUAUAACUCGGAACUUUUGUCGGACGCGGCCGAAAGAACUAAUACAAUGUUUGGCGAUUUAAACAUAAGAGAAAGCCGAGUAUUAUUCGUACAUGGUUCCGUUGACCCAUGGCACGCAUUGGGUAUUACGCACGCAACAACAAAAAACAACGUGGUGAUUUUUAUUAAUGGGACAGCACAUUGCGCAAAUAUGUAUCCUGCUGCGUCGACAGAUCUUCCGGAGUUAACGCAAGCUCGUACUACGAUCAGAGCAUAUUUGAAAGAAUGGUUGGCAGAAAGCGAUUACGUCGAUUCAGCCCAAUACUCGUAUACAUAAAGCGCGAUUCGUUUGUUUAAUUUUAAUAUUAUUUAUAUUUGUAGUUAUAGCUAUUGUUAUAAAUAUAUUGAAAAAUGUAAUGCUUA
This is a messenger RNA of Aphis gossypii (cotton aphid), 1776 nucleotides long. Its product is annotated as putative serine protease K12H4.7. The transcript is spliced from 10 exons. Lineage: Eukaryota; Metazoa; Arthropoda; Insecta; Hemiptera; Aphididae. The record is from RefSeq and is a predicted model, not a curated record. Gene Ontology annotation, molecular function: dipeptidyl-peptidase activity; serine-type exopeptidase activity. Gene Ontology annotation, biological process: proteolysis. Bases 179 to 1690 code for a protein of 503 amino acids.